GUAGGGAGGAGCCGCGCUCGGCCGAGCCUGCCCGGAGCCCCGGCGGCGCCGGGGGAGGCCGGCGCGGAGGGGAAGGGGCCGGCGGCGGAGGAGGAGGCGGCGGCGGCGGCCAAUGCGAAACUGGCUGGUGCUGCUGUGCCCCUGUGCGGUCGGGGUCGCGCUGCACCUCUGGCUGCUGCUCGGCUGCCCCGGCGGCCCCGGGAGGCAGGCGGCAGGUCCACUGGCCUUCUUUCCUCAGUGGAAGUUGAAACAUUAUGAUGUUGUUGUAGGUGUUUUAUCAGCCCGACACAAUCAUGAACUGCGCAGUGUUAUAAGGAACACUUGGUUCAAGCACUUGAAACGACAUCCUGCGCUGAGCCAACGUGUCCUUGUGAAGUUUAUAAUAGGUGCGCAUGGUUGUGCUGUGCCAGUGGAGGACAGAGAAGACCCCUAUUCCUGCAAACUUCUGAACAUCAGUAACCCAGCUUUGAAUCAGGAAAUUGAAGCGUUCAGUCUCCCUGAGGACGUACCUUCUGUGCUAUCUGAGGACAGAAUUGUCAGUGUGAACUUUCGUGUACUUUACCCCAUUGUCAUUACCAGUCUUGGGGUAUUUUAUGAGGCUGAUGGGGUGGGAUUCCAGAGGAACAUCACCGUCAAACUGUACCAGGCGGAACACGAGGAAGCUCUCUUCAGUGCCCGCUUUAGCCCGCCAAGCUGUGGAGUGCAAGUGAACAGGUUGUGGUACAAGCCAGUAGAGCAGUUCAUUUUGCCAGAGAGUUUUGAAGGUACCAUUGUGUGGGAAAGCCAGGAUCUUCAGGGUCUUGUUUCAAGAAACCUUCACAAAGUGACGGUGAAUGAUGGGGGGGGUGUUUUCAGGAUCAUUACGGCAGGGGAAGGGUCAUUGCCACAUGAACUCACAGAAGGUGUGGAGGGUAUAGCAGGUGGUUUUAUCUACACUAUUCAAGAAGGUGAUGCUCUUUUAAAAAGCCUCCAUACUCGCCCAGAAAGGUUUACAAGUCACUUAAAAAGUCUUGAAAGAGAAGAUACUUUACUGAAGGAAGAAAGCAGUACCUACGAUGAUAUUGUUUUUGUAGAUGUUAUUGACACUUACAGAAAUGUUCCAGCCAAACUACUGAACUUCUAUCGAUGGACAGUUGAAACAACGAGUUUUGAUUUGUUGCUGAAGACGGAUGACGACUGUUACAUUGAUUUGGAGGCUGUUUUUAAUAGGAUAAUGCAGAAGAAAUUGGACAAGCCAAACAUUUGGUGGGGAAAUUUCAGACUAAAUUGGGCAGUUGAUCGAACUGGCAAGUGGCAAGAGCUGGAGUACCCAAGUCCUGCGUAUCCAGCCUUUGCUUGUGGGUCCGGCUAUGUCAUCUCCAAAGACAUCGUUCAGUGGCUGGCAAGCAACUCUGAAAGAUUAAAGACUUACCAGGGUGAAGAUGUGAGCAUGGGCAUCUGGAUGGCAGCUAUAGGACCCAAGCGAUACCAAGAUAGUCUCUGGUUGUGUGAGAAGGCAUGUGAGAGUGGUAUGCUGUCUUCCCCUCAGUAUUCUCCCCAGGAACUGAGAGAGCUCUGGAGAGUAAAGGAGCUGUGUGGAGAUCCUUGUAGAUGUGAGGAAGGAUGAGGAACUUGCCUUGGAAAACAGGGUAGCUUGUAAUAAGGAUGGAAAAGUGUACAUCGGGAUUCCUUCUUGGAAUAAUACAGAAUAUUAAGGUAUCUUUUAAUGUUGGGUUUCAACUAAAGCGUAACAAUAUUUGCACAUCCCUUUUGAUAAUUACAAGUGGACUGAUACUAUUCAUUUUCUAUAGUAUAGAUGUUGAUCUGACAAAAACCAAAAUGUUUAAGAUAAACAGUUUCCUUUUUAUAUAAAGUCAAAGACCUACUUGUAAUUAAUAAAUGCACAUACGAAUGCCAACUAGCCUGUUUUUUGUAAAUUAAAGUACUACUGAUUUAACUCUGUAUAGAGCCGUACCAGGAUCCACUGGAGAGCUGUGUUUAGUACCAGGGCAUCUGGUAAGUCUUGCUGCAGCAGGUUCUAUGCAGUUUGAGGGGUUGCUCUCAUCUGUGCAGGGGCUGGGACAGCUAGGGUUUGGGAUUUGUUAGGUUUAGUUUGUUUAUACCAUUAUCACUUUAGAUAUAUAUAUAUAUUUUAAAAAAAUAAAUCCAAGUUUGCUUAUACCAAAUCUUGAAGUACUGCAAACUUAGCCUGACUAAGAGGUUUUUCUGGUAGCUCAGUGUGUUGUUAUGUAUGAAUUUGGUGGUACGCAAGUGAAAGUAAAAUAAGAUUGAGGAACUGCACACUAAAGAAUGUAAACGAAGUAUCAAUGCCUUGCAGUAUACUGAGAACUAACUUAUACUGUGGUAUGUUAACUCUGCAGGUAGAAUUAAGGUUUGUCAGAUUUUGACCUUAAACACUCUAAGGCUGUGUAGAUACUUCUGCAAUUACUGCUGUUUUAUACUUCUUUGC
Messenger RNA from Cygnus atratus (black swan), 2449 nucleotides. RefSeq names its product beta-1,3-N-acetylgalactosaminyltransferase 2 (gene B3GALNT2). The transcript has 12 exons. The coding region runs from base 113 to 1606 and encodes 497 amino acids. Gene Ontology annotation, molecular function: hexosyltransferase activity. NCBI's taxonomy places the organism in Eukaryota, Metazoa, Chordata, Aves, Anseriformes, Anatidae. The record is from RefSeq and is a predicted model, not a curated record. Gene Ontology annotation, cellular component: membrane.